AUGCUUGCUGGUUCCAUUCUACUUUACUACGUACCUUAUCGUCGAUUGGUUGAUAUCAAGAACAAACUUGACGAUAUAAGCGGUACUCACGUUCACUACGUGAAUUUAAUAAGACAUUUACUAAAUGUUGCAAAUUGCAAGCAAAUGUCCUGGAGCGCUUGGGAUAAAUGUACCGCUGAACAGCGAAAUGAAUUAGUUGAGGAAAUUCAAGUGAUCGACGAAUGCUCCUAUGUUCGUUAUGAAUGUAUUUCAGGCAUUAAUCAACAAUUAAUUAUAUUAUCAAUUAAUACAACUAUUGUUAAUGUUACUGUCAGGAACUUACCUGGAGAAAUCCUAGAAUCCUGUGUUGUUCACUAA
Messenger RNA from Cercopithifilaria johnstoni, 357 nucleotides. The record is from the annotation of a GenBank genome assembly. NCBI's taxonomy places the organism in Eukaryota, Metazoa, Nematoda, Chromadorea, Rhabditida, Onchocercidae.